Scleropages formosus (Asian bonytongue) is the source of this 783-nucleotide messenger RNA. Its product is annotated as calcium-activated potassium channel subunit beta-2-like. NCBI's taxonomy places the organism in Eukaryota, Metazoa, Chordata, Actinopteri, Osteoglossiformes, Osteoglossidae. Gene Ontology annotation, biological process: potassium ion transport; detection of calcium ion. Bases 79 to 783 code for a protein of 234 amino acids. The record is from RefSeq and is a predicted model, not a curated record. Gene Ontology annotation, cellular component: voltage-gated potassium channel complex; membrane. Gene Ontology annotation, molecular function: potassium channel regulator activity; calcium-activated potassium channel activity. The transcript has 4 exons.
UAUCUAUCUUGCAGGUCAUUCCAACGCCACUCUCAGAGCACCUCAGUGGGUGGGAGGCACGGUGAGGCUUCCAAGAGGAUGUUCCUUUGGGCAGGAAGCAAAGGGACACCGGAAUCAGAGCACAAGAAAAGGACAAUAUACCAAAAAAUCUGGGAGUAUGACACACUGGACAAGAAAAAGACUGUGACUGCUCUGAAGGCAGGGGAGGACAGGGCUAUUCUCUUGGGCCUGACCAUGAUCCUCUUCUCUAUUAUGAUGUACUUCAUCACAGGUAUCACAGUGGUGCGUUCCUACUUAGACAGUGUGUGGACAGAGGAGUCCAGCUGCGCUGUGGUCAACUCCACCAUCACGGGUGAAAUGAACUGCACAUACAGCUAUAGCUCCGACUGCAAAAAAUCCCUCAAGUACCCAUGUCUACAGGUGUUUGUGACCCUCAACGCAUCCGGAAAGGUCAUGCGCCUCUUCUAUAACGAAGAGACAAGGUACAUGAACCUGGAGUGUUUUUUUGUACCAAACUGUCGGAAGGAUUACGCGGAUAUGCACGCAGUUAUUGCCAAUAUUUACGAGCGCUUGAAGCUUCUCCCACAAGUGCGCUGCUAUUAUGAUCGAGCAGAACAUCAGGACAGUGUUCUUCUGACUCAGCUCUACAGCCGUGGGAUGGUCUUCUGGUCACUUUUGUGGCCCACCAUCAUGUUCAUCGGGGGCACCAUCAUCAUCGCAUUGGUGAAACUUACACAAUACCUCUCACUGCUCUGUGAAGAAAUCAGCAGAAUUAAAAGGUGA